Messenger RNA from Mus pahari (shrew mouse), 300 nucleotides. It is a transcript of the gene Prm3, whose product is annotated as protamine 3. Gene Ontology annotation, cellular component: cytoplasm. The record is from RefSeq and is a predicted model, not a curated record. The coding region runs from base 1 to 300 and encodes 99 amino acids. Gene Ontology annotation, biological process: flagellated sperm motility. The transcript has a single exon. NCBI's taxonomy places the organism in Eukaryota, Metazoa, Chordata, Mammalia, Rodentia, Muridae.
AUGGGUUCCCGCUGUGCCAAGCUCAGCACUGGCCAUGGCCCAGCCCAGAACACAGGUCACAGCCAUGGCCACGAGUCCUCCAUGAAGAAGCUCGUGGCCUGUGUGAGUCAAGACAACUUUUCCCUGUCAUCAGAGGGCGAGGAAGAGGAGGAGGAGGAGGAGGAGGAAGAGGAGGAAGAGGAGGAGGAGGAGCAGAUCCCGGUGAAGGGCAAGCUGCUGCUGAUGGAGCCCGAAAAGCAAGAGAGCGCCGAGGAUGCGGAGGCCCAGCCAAGUCCUGAGCCCAAGCAGACACACUCCUGA